AUGGUUGUCGGAAUUCCAACACCGGUGACUAUUGCUGAAGAAGAAGGAGAUAUGCAUGUAUGUGAAGUUCCAAAUAAUAUGUCAAUCGAUCCAAGUCCAGCAUCAUUUUGUAGUGCAUUAUCACCAUUACAAUCUUUACCAACAAUACCAAAUGAAUUACCAAUUGAAAAAUUGACUAAAUCUUUAAUAAAUCCAAAUGAUUUACCAUUUGAUUUGUUAGCUGGUGAAGAAUGUCUUGAAUUUGGAAUUGAUUUAAUAACUGAUGGAAUACUUUAUUUAACAACAUAUCGUCUAUUUAUAUUUUCAAAUGAAUCAUGUUGUUCAUUUAUAAAUUGUCCAAUACGUUUAAUUGAUGUUAUUGAAAUGAAAGAUAAUAUUUAUUUAUAUAUUCAAUGUAAAGAUAUUCGAUCAUUUCGUUUAACAUUUUGUACAACAGAUAAAUGUGGUUAUUGGUUAAGAAAAUUAACUGAAUCAAUAUCAAUUCCAACAUGUUUAGAAGAUUUAUUUGCAAUAAAAUUUGCUUUAGCUAUACCAAAUCAAGAACGUUCAUUACAAGAUCGUUUUAAUGAUGAAUUAACACGUCUACAAUUAGAUACAGAUCCAUGGCGUUCAACAAGAAUUAAUCGUAAUCAUAAAUUAUGUACAAGUUAUCCAGAAUCUUGUGUUGUACCAUCGUCUAUAUCAGAUGAAGAACUUACUGAAGUUGCAAAAUUUAGAUCAUAUAGAAGAUUUCCAACAAUUGUUUGGAGACAUCAUAAUGGUGCAGUUAUUGCUCGUACUAGUCAACCUGAAGUUGGUUGGCUAUUUUGGCGUUCGAAAGAAGAUGAAAAAAUGAUUCAAGCAAUUAUUCACGCAUGUAAUAGUUCAACAGCAGAUUCUACUCCUCGUGAAACUACGGGUUCAAAUCGUUUAUUAAUUCUUGAUGCUCGAAGUUAUGCAGCAGCAAUUGCAAAUCGUGCUAAAGGUGGUGGUUUUGAAUAUCCACCAUAUUAUACAGAUUGUGAUGUACAAUUCAUGAAUCUACCAAAUAUUCACGCUAUUCGUAAAAGUGCUCAGAUGUUACGUCUUGCUAUUGCCAAUGCUGCACAAGGUGAAAAUUGGCUCUCACAAUUAGAAUCAACCCGAUGGUUACAUAACUUAUCAGCAUUAAUUGGUGCUGCAUCAUUCGUUGUUGCUAAUGUUGAUAAACAUAGUCGUCCUGUACUUGUUCACUGUUCAGAUGGAUGGGAUCGUACACCUCAAAUAACUACAUUAGCUGAAAUAAUGCUUGAUUCAUAUUAUCGAACAAUUGAAGGUUUUCAAAUCUUAGUACAACGUGAAUGGAUUGCAUUUGGACAUAAAUUUGGUGAUCGUUGUGGUCAUGGCGUUGGUGCCAAUGAUCCAAAUGAACGUAGUCCUGUAUUUCUUCAAUGGCUUGAUUGUAUAUAUCAAUUAUUUAUACAAAAUCCAAUUGCAUUUGAAUUUAAUGAAAUGUUUCUUCUUAAAUUAGCAACACAUACAUACACUUGUUUACAUGGAACAUUUUUAUGUAACACAGAUUUUGAACGUACAACAGCUGAUUUAGGAACACGAACAUUGAGUGUGUGGAGUUUAUUGAAUAUCAAAUCAACACAAUUUAUUAAUCACUUGUUUGACGAAACAAGAAAAGAGAUUCUUUAUCCGUCAUAUUCUGUUCGUGAUUUACGUAUAUGGUCUAAUUUAUAUUUAUGUGAUGCUCGAUAUACUCCUGCUGGCUCAUCUGAACAUCCAUCAUCAUCGUCAUCGUUAAUACCUGGUCAUUUACGUUCCUAUGAAGAUUUAUCAUUAACAAAUGGUUUACAUCGCUCAACAUCUGAUCCAAGUUUAAGUGGUUCAGUGAGUCUUGAAUCAUCUUCUAUUACAAUUCGCACUGGAAAUACAAAUGCAAAUAACAAUUCUUUAACAAAUUCAAUGCAAUCAAAUCGUCUACAAAAUUCUACAUCAACAAAUAGUUUAUUUGGUCCACCACAUCAUCUUGGUACACAUAAUGGUAGUAAUAAUAAUGUGACAAAUAAUCCUGUUAAUGGUCUAUCAACUCCAACAUCACCAAAUAAUACACAUAUAACUCCUCCAUCAACUAUAACUCUCGCAAAUAAUAAUUCACAUGAUGAUCUAGAUAAUCAAAUAAAACGACAAAGUAUUGCAACAGAUGAUUCAGCACCAGAUAUAACACAAUUAGCAUUAUCAUUUCAACGUUUUCCAUUAAAUGUUAAUAGUGUUGAUAAUAUCUUACGAACAAUGUCACGUCCAAGAAAACAUACAAAUUCAACAUCAAGUACUGGUUCAAGUUUAUCUGAAGCAUGGUCAUUAACAAGAAUUAAUUCACAUGAAUCUAAUCAAACACAACGACAUACACAACAAACACUUUCCACAUCAUCAAGUAAAACAAUAAAAUCUGUACGAAAACGUAUUGAUGUUGAUGGUUUAACAAAAAUUCCUGAUCAAAUUACUUCAAGAAUGCUUGAAAAAGAACGAGCCUAUGUCCAACAAAUUGAAAGUCUUCAUGAACAUAUGCGACGUAUGCAAAAAUUCGUACAUACAUUAAUUAAAUUCAAUAAUAAUAAUAAUCCUAAUAACAAUAAUAAUCAUCAUAAUACAUCUCCACGUAUGGAUGCAAUAUCACAAAGUAAUAUAAAUAGUGUUGAAACAUCAUCAUGUGCUUCGUGGCAAAAAAUUGAUAAUAGUGAAGGAGCUGUGACUCGUUGGAUGCCAGAUUUUAAUGUUCAUACAUGUCAUUCAUGUCAUACAAAAUUUCAACAAUGGCCUUUUUCACGUAAACAUCAUUGUCGAAAAUGCGGCAAUAUAUUCUGUAGUAAUUGUGCGAAUUGUUAUAAAUUAAUUCCAACAUUAAGUUCAAAUCCUGUACGAGUAUGUCGUGAUUGUUUUCCAACAAUAGAUGAUAAUAAUAAUACUACACCUAUUGAACCAUCACCACCAACAACAAAAAGUGCAGCUCCUAUGCCUAUACAAAAUGGGUGUCGACAACCUAAUGGAACACCAAAUGGAUCAUUUAAUUCAUCUGGAGGACAAAAAAUCAAAGGAUAA
Adineta steineri is the source of this 3063-nucleotide messenger RNA. The record is from the annotation of a GenBank genome assembly. NCBI's taxonomy places the organism in Eukaryota, Metazoa, Rotifera, Eurotatoria, Adinetida, Adinetidae.